AUGGCCCCACCGUGGCCCGCCCCGCGCCUGCUCCUCCUCCGCCGCCUCGCCGCCGCGCGCGCCAUCUCCGGCCGGGCCUACCCGCCGCCCUCCGCCCCCACGUCCACGCCGGAGGCCUUCCACGCGCACCUCGCGUCGCUCGCGGCGCCCUCCCGCGCGGGCCACCCGGCCACGCUCCCGUCGCUCCUCGCCGCGCUCGCCCGCGCCCGCGCCGCGCGGCUGCCGCUCCUCCCGGCCACCCGCGCGCUCGCGGCCUCCGCGCUCCUCCGCCACGGCCGCCUCCCCGACGCGCUCGCGCACUUCAGCCUCCUCCCGGACUCCGCCGCGCCGCCCGCGCCGCUCGCGCCGCUCUGCAACUCCCUGCUCGCCGCGCUCGCGUCGUCCGGGUCACUCGCCGCCGCGCGCAAGGUGUUCGGCAGAAUGCUGGCCAGCGCCGCCGAGCUGGACACCGUCGGCUUCGGGGUUUUUGCGAAGAGUGUGGGCAGGAGGGACGGGUUGGACGAGGUCCUGCGGCUGGUGGACGCGGUGCACCAUCAGGGGGAUUCGAUCAACAAGUCUGUUGUCGCGGCAAUGGUUGUCGAUGGUCUGUGUCGGGAGCGGAGGAUAGAGGAUGCUUGGCGGGCUUUGGAGGAUAUGAGGUUGCGUGGAUGGAAGCCAGAUUUUGUAGCGUACAGGAUUGUGUCCGAGGGGUUCAGGUUAUCAGAGAGGGCAGAGGAGGAAGGGAGGAUCUUGAAGCAGAAGAGGAAGCUCGGUGUUGCACCAAGAAAGGAGGACUACAGAGAGGUUUUGCUUGCGCUGGUGUCUGGCAGGCAGAUUUCUGACGCGAAGGAGAUGGCGGAAGCGAUUGUAUUAGGCGAUUUCCCAAUUGAUGACGAUGUGUUGAAUCUCUUGGUUUGUUCGGUGUCAGAGGUUGAUGCUGAUGCUGCAAUUAUGUUCUGCAAGUUCAUGAUAGGGAAAGAGAGAUUUCCAAGUAUACAGAUGAUCGUACAACUUUGUGAGGGCCUUUGCAAGAAUGGCAAGGGCGAUGAGAUGUGGGAGAUGUUUAGAGUGCUUUUGGAUAAGGGCUACUGCACAAGUGAGAGGGACUACCAUUUGGUGGUGUCAUUCUUGGGCAAGGCAGGGAAGGUCAGAGAGGCAUAUGAUGUGAUAAAGGAGAUAAAAAGGAAGAAGCUAGAUCCUGGCAUUUCAUCAUACAAUUCUCUCAUGGUAGCACUCUGCAGAAAUGACCUCCUUAGGCCUGCUAAGAAGCUGUGGGAUGAGAUGUUCACCAGUGGGUGUAGUCCAAAUCUGCAGACCUACAAUAUACUUAUAACAAAAUUUGCAGAAAUUGGUGAAAGUGAACAAGUCCAACAGCUGUUUGAUCACAUGGUCCUGAAAGGAGUGGCACCAGAUAGUACAACAUACACAUCAGUCAUUACUAUGUUGUGUCAAGAAAACAAAUAUGAACAGGCUGAGGAGAUCUUUAACAAAUCUGUAGCGCAGGAUCCUAAACUAGCUAGUUCAGUGUUAACUGUGUUUGUCAUUGCACUCUGUAAACAAGGUGGCUUCAAAGCAGCAGUGGGUGUUAUGUCAAGUCUUCCAUCCAAUAUUGAGAGCUUUAAUUCACAUGUCAUUCUGUUGAAGUGCCUAACAGAUGUUGAGGAAAUAGAAAUGGCUUCUGAGCACAUAAAGUGGCUUAGGCGUUACUGCAGCUCUGCUUUUCAGAAUAUAAUGAAUGAACUCAUGGCUUCUCUUUCCACUUCUGCUAGCCUUCAACCUGUCAGAAAGUUGGUCUGUUACUUACAUUCUCAGGGGCUUGUUAAUGAAGUUGGCCCAUGGAUGAAAUUGAUAGAAGAUGAUUAUGCUUGA
Molecule: messenger RNA, 1848 nt
Organism: Triticum turgidum subsp. durum (durum wheat)
Lineage: Eukaryota; Viridiplantae; Streptophyta; Magnoliopsida; Poales; Poaceae
Source: the annotation of a GenBank genome assembly